Botrytis porri is the source of this 2844-nucleotide messenger RNA. RefSeq lists its product as uncharacterized. The transcript has a single exon. The record is from RefSeq and is a predicted model, not a curated record. NCBI's taxonomy places the organism in Eukaryota, Fungi, Ascomycota, Leotiomycetes, Helotiales, Sclerotiniaceae. Bases 1 to 2844 code for a protein of 947 amino acids.
AUGCAAAGUUUAUGGUUCCGCGCUGCGCAGACCAGAUCAUCAUGUCGUUGUAACGCUUGUGUGAAAAUCGGCACAAUCAUAACUCGUCAAACUACAAAUGCAAUUGGGAAACGUCGAAGGGUUAGCAUAGGAGAUAUAUUUACGGCAUGUUAUUCAACAAUACUCGCAACUGCUGCAGUGGCAGAUUCAAAUCGAAAAGUUCGACGAAGGGAACAAUGGGAUCGAGUCAUUGCAGAAGCGAAGGCGGGAGUUCCUAUCGACAAAGUGGAGGAAUUGCAGGAUCGUCAAGUAGAAGGAAAUGCAGGUGAAGUUAGGAAUCAGAUGCCAGGAAUGCCAGGAGAGUCAGGAACAUCUGGAAAUUCAGGAACGUUAGGAGUUCCAGGAACGUCAAGGUUACCCGGAUAUUUGGGGAAUCAAUUUUCUUUCCCAAGAACUGGAAUUAUUGGUACAAAGGCUGGAUCUACAGGACCUAUGACCUGGGAUGGAGUCAAAUGGACGGCGAACUCUUCCAUGAGUCGAUUGGGAACUCAACUCAAUAACAUACCCUCGAAUGUGUCGAGGUCUGCCGAGACCACGGUACCAGAAAGUUCACAGGAUCUCGUCCCCCAAUCUACCGCUUCACCUGUUCAGCCUACCACUUCCCCCGUUCAGUCAGCCACGCCAGAACAUAUCACAAACCUAGAACAGUUCGGCGAAUAUAUACCUUCAAACGCUAUGCUUCAACCACGCAAAGUCAAAACUCGAAAACACUUGGACCGAUUAGAAAACUCGAUUUCAAAGCUAGUUCAUCGACUCAUGUGGACCACCAAGCUCUCUCCUAUGGCAGCGGAUUUACACUCGGCGUCAUCUGGCAUCUUUCUCCAGACCGAUAAAAUGAUAGGAAGAGUUGAAGAAUUACAACGGGGUGAUAUUAGCAUGCCAGCAUAUCAAUUGGAAGCCGAAGUCGGUCAAGAAAGAUUUCAAUUACAUGAUGCCCUGGAAAAUCUCCUCAAAAAUACAUCUCCGGGUCAGGAUAAUCUCAAUCUAAUUCUAACCAAGAUAUGUUACAAUCUUCUCAUAAGUUCCGCGUCGCCAAACAUCUUUACGUAUAACUUUUUAAUCGAGAAAUUGACCGAAUUGAUGCUUCAUGACCACGCUCAAGUAAUUGUUGAUUCAUUUCUCUACGAUACAAUGUUCAAACCUACUUCAAGGACCAUUCAGGUUAUUUUGAAUCAUUAUGCAGCCAAGAAUGAUUUAGAAGGUUAUCGAAGCAUUAUUAGGCGUAUGAGAGCGGUGGAUGGGAGUAUGAGAAUUGCACGGAGACAUGAGAAUCAAUUAUUGGACAAUCCACGUGUUUUGAGUUGGGCCGAGAAACAUGCUCAAAGACUGACCUUGAGAGGAGGUUGGCUCGAACGAAAAGUACCACGAGAUGAAUCUAUAUUCGAUGCUCUUAUUGGGACGAGUCUUCAAAUGACCACUGCUCGACAAUCGAUCAUGUAUAUUCGAGCAGCUUUACGUCAAGACAAGAAAAUUAAGAUUCGACCAGAGUUACUUUGUGAGGCAGUGAGAAGUUGUGUAGCUCAACUAGAUCAUGCUGCUGGAGCGUCACUUUUACAUUCUAUAUUAGAGACGUGGGCCGAAAAUAUAGAAGUACCUGAUCGCAUUCCACUCACCAAAACUACACGGUGGGCCAUAAGAGAACUUAUUUAUCUUUGUGGAAUUGACCCGACCAAAGAUUUACCGAGCAUUUUACCAAUAGAUAUUCCUAGGUGGAAUUUGGGAAGACUUUUAUUCUGGUUGAACCUUGGUUCGAUACGUGAUUCCGUUGAACGCUUUGUUGCACGCAUAAAUGCCUUGCAGGACAUUCUUCACAUAUCCUCAAAAAAAUCCAAUCAUAACGUCAAAAAGGAAUCUCACCUUAACUUCCCCGAAUUUGGGAAUACACAAGCUUGGGAUUAUCUUCCAACGAAAAAAACUCGGAACCGGCCAUCUUCUCAUUCUAGCAUCGACCGUUCCCUCGAAAUUUUCGAAAAGUUCACAUAUACAGAGAACGCACGAGCAGAUAAAUCGAAACAAGGAUCCCUUCAAGGUAGAAGAGUGAUGCUUCAAAGCUUGGAAUCUAAGAUUGCAUUGUCAAGCGCAAACAUCCAUUCGACUGAGAUGUCUAUAGUUUCCUUUUACUACAAUCAAUUCCCUCGAGAUUGGAGAUAUACAUAUCAUCUCAGAUUACAGGAAUCUCCACACAUGUCAUUGGGACAUAGAAUUAUUGUUCUCAAGGGAUUAAAACGACUUCAAAAACUGCAUAUAUUCGAAUACCAGCUAAAUUUGAGCUUACGACAAAUCAAUCUCUUGAAGAAGGAGAUAGACUAUAUUAUGAAUGAAAGAGAGCAGCGCAUAAUGGAUCUUUUUGCCAAGGUUAAUCAUAGUGCCAAACAAGUCAAACAAAUCGCAUGGCAUUUACAUGUCAUGAAACGGAGCAUCAAAUCGAAAGCGGAAUUCCUUCGGUUGAAAGAAUCACGAGAAAUCAAUCAACGAAUCAAUCUUCUCGAACUCGCGAUUCAUAUGACUAAACGGCAUAUCAAUCUUCUAGAACGGGAUCUCAGCUUGGAUUUUCCACAAGUAAAUCCUGAGUGGAAGUUACGAGAAUUGAACUUGGUCUUGUUCAAGGUCAAUAAGGGGAAACAACAAGUUAAACUUUUGGCUGAAGAGAUUUACCUCACCUAUCCUCCUCAAGUGGCCAGAAAGACUUAUGCCCGCUCGAAUUGUGAAUGGAAGGUGCUUCGGAAAUACCGCACAAAACUUUCUUUUCAUUAUGAAUCCCCAGUUGAUAAACUCUUACCAGGCGAAGAACAUGGAGAGCAUUAA